AUGAGUCCUCCACUGCUGAAGCUUGGUGCUGUUCUUAGUACCAUGGCAAUGAUCUCUAACUGGAUGUCCCAAACGCUCCCUUCUCUGGUAGGACUAGAUACCACCAGAAUAACCACUGCAGAUUCUCUAGUAACAAGUGAAAAAAUAAAACUUUUGCAAAGCCCCAAGGAAGGGUGGCAAGUUUAUAGUUCAGCCCAGGAUCCUGAUGGCCGUUGCAUUUGCACUGUUGUUGCACCAGAACAAAACCUAUGUUCGAGAGAUGCCAAAAGCAGGCAACUCAGACAGCUACUAGAGAAGGUUCAGAAUAUGUCCCAAUCUAUUGAAGUUUUAAAUCUACGGACUCAGAGGGAUUUCCAGUAUGUCUUAAAAAUGGAAACACAAAUGAAAGGGCUGAAGGCCAAAUUUCGGCAAAUUGAAGAUGACCGGAAGACAUUAAUGACAAAGCACUUUCAGGAGUUGAAAGAAAAGAUGGAUGAGCUCCUGCCACUGAUCCCAGUUCUGGAACAAUACAAAACUGAUGCCAAGUUGAUCACACAGUUCAAGGAGGAAAUUAGGAAUCUCUCUACUGUGCUCACUGGGAUUCAGGAAGAAAUUGGUGCUUAUGACUAUGAGGAACUACACCAGCGUGUUGUCAAUUUAGAAACCAGGCUUCGUGACUGCAUGAAAAAGCUCACAUGUGGCAAGUUGAUGAAAAUUACAGGCCCCAUUACAGUGAAGAUAUCUGGAACACGAUUUGGAGCCUGGAUGACAGACCCAUUGGCAUCAGAGAAAAAUAACCGAGUCUGGUACAUGGAUAGUUACACUAACAAUAAAAUUGUCCGCGAAUACAAAUCAAUCGCAGACUUCGUCAGCGGGGCCGAAUCAAGGACAUACAACCUUCCAUUCAAAUGGGCAGGAACCAACCACGUUGUCUACAAUGGCUCCCUCUAUUUCAACAAGUACCAGAGCAACAUCAUCAUCAAGUACAGCUUCGACACGGGGCGGGUGCUGGCACAGCGUAGCCUGGAGUACGCUGGCUUCCACAAUGUCUACCCUUACACCUGGGGUGGCUUCUCUGACAUCGACCUGAUGGCAGAUGAAAUUGGGCUGUGGGCUGUGUAUGCCACCAACCAGAACGCAGGCAACAUUGUCAUCAGCCAGCUGAACCAGGAUACGCUGGAGGUGCUGAAGAGCUGGAGCACGGGCUACCCAAAGAGAAGUGCUGGAGAAUCCUUCAUGAUCUGUGGCACCUUAUACGUCACUAACUCGCACUUAACAGGAGCCAAGGUCUACUACUCCUACUCCACAAAAACCUCCACUUAUGAGUACACAGACAUUCCUUUCCAUAAUCAGUAUUUUCAUAUAUCCAUGCUUGACUACAAUGCAAGAGAUAGAGCUCUCUAUGCCUGGAAUAAUGGACAUCAAGUCCUGUUUAAUGUCACCCUUUUCCACAUCAUUAAAACUGAGGAUGACUCAUAA
Molecule: messenger RNA, 1458 nt
Organism: Cinclus cinclus
Lineage: Eukaryota; Metazoa; Chordata; Aves; Passeriformes; Cinclidae
Gene: OLFM3
Product: olfactomedin 3
Exons: 8
Coding region: 1-1458 (485 amino acids)
Biological process (GO): signal transduction
Source: RefSeq, a predicted model, not a curated record